AAGAGUGAGCAAGUACUGUAGUCCAAAACCCCUCAUCUAUCUUUCCUUGCUUGAAGGAAAAGAAAAGCCCUGAAAAUCCCCCACUAUUUCUUCCCUUUUCCUUUCCUUUCCCCCUUGCCAAACACAAAUCGCAGAGAGGUCUGAGAAAACGACGACGUAUCAAAGAUGUUCAGAAACCAAUACGACACCGAUGUGACGACAUGGAGCCCCGCGGGGAGGCUGUUCCAGGUGGAGUACGCCAUGGAGGCCGUGAAGCAAGGCUCGGCGGCGAUAGGGCUCCGAUCCAAGACCCACGUUGUGUUGGCCUGCGUCAACAAGGCCAAUUCCGAGCUCUCUUCCCACCAGAAGAAGAUCUUCAAGGUUGAUGACCACAUCGGCGUCGCCAUUGCCGGUCUCACCGCCGACGGCCGUGUUCUCUCCCGAUACAUGCGAUCCGAAUGUAUCAACUACAACUACACCUACGAAUCGGCCCUUCCCGUCGGCCGACUUGUUGUUCAACUCGCCGAUAAGGCUCAGGUCUGCACCCAACGCUCAUGGAAACGACCAUAUGGUGUUGGAUUGCUAGUUGGUGGGUUGGAUGAGUCUGGAGCUCACCUCUAUUACAACUGCCCAAGUGGUAACUACUUCGAAUACCAGGCUUUUGCCAUAGGGUCUCGCUCACAAGCUGCAAAGACAUACUUGGAACGCAGGUUUGGGAGCUUCCAGGAAUCUUCAAGGGAGGAUCUGAUUAAGGAUGCACUCAUUGCAACCAGGGAAACUUUGCAGGGGGAAAAACUGAGGAGCUCCAUAUGCACGAUUGCUGUAUUAGGAGUUGGAGAGCCAUUCCACAUAUUAGAUCAGGACACCGUCCAACAGUUGAUUGAUGCCUUUGAGAUUGUGGCGGAUGAAGAGCCUCCUGCUGCUGACCCUCCUACAGGUGAGGCUGAGCAGGGUGCUGCUUCGGAAGAGGGUGCGGCUGCCGACCAGGGUGCGGCUGCCGACCAGGGUGCUGCAGCUGACGAGGGUGCAGCUCCGAUGGACAUUUGAGGAUGCUAGAAGCAGUUUCUCUUGAUGCACAUGCAAUGAGGUUUUUCUACCAUGUAAUUGUUAGAAUGCUGAUGGCACGUUUAAAGAUGACAUUUUCUUGUCGGAUUACUCUUCUCUUGACCUCGUUCUUUUUUGGGGUUGUUAUUUAUCUUUGCCUCAUCGGUGCGAAAAGUUAAAAUGGUUGCAGUUAGUGAACUUCAAUUAAUUUGUGGUUUAUACUCUGAGAUUCAUUUGCUGAAUGUUGUGGAAAAUGGGUGAUAAACAAUCUUGUUAAUUUGCUGCUGUCCGCGGAUUCCGC
Morus notabilis is the source of this 1324-nucleotide messenger RNA. RefSeq names its product proteasome subunit alpha type-1-B. The record is from RefSeq and is a predicted model, not a curated record. Lineage: Eukaryota; Viridiplantae; Streptophyta; Magnoliopsida; Rosales; Moraceae. Gene Ontology annotation, cellular component: proteasome core complex, alpha-subunit complex; proteasome core complex. Gene Ontology annotation, biological process: ubiquitin-dependent protein catabolic process. Bases 166 to 1026 code for a protein of 286 amino acids. The transcript is spliced from 2 exons.